GAGUGCACGAGGACUCACUUUUUAACAAUUCACUCAACGUUCUCGGAACAUUCGAACGCGCGCGACGCUUCGGUACACGAACCGAAGAAUUAAACAAGAUUUUUUCAACUCCGUAACAACUUUAUCUUAAUUACCGCUUGUUUUUAACGACAGAAAACUUGGGUUCGUUUGACAUUUACCGAUUUCAACAUCAAAGGAGAAGGAUUUAACGGCCAUUUUCACCUCAACGCUAAUUUAAUUAUAUGUUUCCAACAUUUUAAAUCAAUUUUUUUUUAGCUACUCCGUUCUUAUAUUUCACCUGUUGCUUCACUUUUAACGACAUUUUGACGUUUGCACCGGCUCCGUGACGUCGUGCUGAGAUGAGGUUUCAAACCGCUGCCAAAGGUGGAUAUUAGCUUGUGCUUUUGUCCAGAACCGGACAGGGACCAGGACUAGGACCAGAGUGGACUGUGUUUGUGUCCCGGGUUAAAGGAGGAAGAUGUUGACCCGGGUCAGCCUGGUUCUGCUGUCCUGGUUCUGUAUAUGGAGCCAGGGUCAGCUCUUGGAUUAUGAGAGCUGGGCGGACCAGGCGGCAUUGUCUAACGGUCUCUGUCGCUAUGGCAACAGUGUGGAGUGUUGCUGGGGCUGGAGACAGAUGGAUCGAGGGCGCUGUCGGCCUCACUGUCAGCAGGGCUGUAAACAUGGAGAGUGUGUCGGACCAGACAGAUGCAAAUGUCACCCGGGAUACACCGGCAAGGCCUGUAACCAAGAUCUAAAUGAGUGUGGUCUGAAGCCUCGGCCCUGUAAGCAUCGCUGCAUGAACAUACCGGGCAGCUACAAGUGUUACUGUCUGGACGGAUACACACUGCAGCCAGACGGCAGCUGCAGGAACGCUCGAACCUGUUACCAUGCCAACUGUCAGUACGGCUGUGAGGUGUCCAAGGGGGCGGUCCAGUGCACCUGCCCAUCACCUGGGUUACGGCUGGGACCUGAUAGACGCACCUGUGUCGACAUUGAUGAGUGUGUGUCGGGCGGCGGUGUGUGUCCUCGUCACAGGAAGUGUGUGAACACGUUUGGGAGCUUCAUGUGUAAAUGUCACCUUGGCUUCAAACUCACGUACAUCAAUGGACGGUACAUGUGCAUUGAUAAAGACACGAGGCCGUUCUGCUCUCUGAACCCAUCCUCUCCAAAGUGCAGGUGUAAAGACGGCAGCUGUAAAGCUGUUCCCAAAGUCACUCUGGAGCCACAGAGACCAAGAACUACAACUCCCAUCACCACCACCACCACUGCUACUACUCCUCCUCCUCUUACUACUAUGACUACAACUCCGCCUGUUAUCACGACAACCAUCGCAGCAACUACCCCAGCUUCUUCUACAGCUGCUACUAAGACUGAAACAACCACUCCAACACCUACUGCUACUACUACUACUUCUGCUGCUACUACUACUGCUGCUACUGCUACUACUACUACUACUACUACUACUACUACUGCUGCUACUACUGUUACUACUACCACUGCUGCUACUACAGCUGUUAGUACUACUGCUUCUACUACAGUUCCAAGUACAACACUUCCUACUGCUACUACCACAACAACACCCCUUACUUCAACUACUAUUCCAAGUACAAUGACACCUGUUACUACGACGCAACCUCCCCCUCUGCCUACAACUGAGCUGGAGACUACAACUCCAACAAAUCCUGCCACUAGUACAACCAUUACUACUGCCACUACAACGGUUGCCCCGACAACCCCAAUGCAGCCCACAACCAUCGCCAUGGUAUUGACCACACUGAACAACAGGAUCAACAAGGAUGUGACACACAAACAGAGAGGAGACGUGCACAUCCCUCGACAUCCCGAUCACAACAACCACGUGUGGGAGUUUGACAUCGAGCUGGGAAACACCGCCGAAGAUGCCAGAGACGAUCCAGAGGCUGGCGUGCUUCACUGUACCUUCGAUCAGGGAGUGUGUGAUUGGCUGUCAGACAGAGACGGAGAUCUUCACUGGGAAACUUCUCUCAACCCUGCAGGUGGGCGGUACCUGUCUGUCCCACAGCUGAAGGUGGGACAAAGGAGCAUCCGUGGCGCCCGAUUGGCUGUCCAAAUUGUCCCACCCUGGAGCCUUGGUGACCUGUGUUUCUCCUUCUCCCAUUGGCUGACGGGGCAUCAUGUGGGUGUGCUGCAGCUGUUCACCAGGAAGAAGGGGCGGGACCAAAGGUAUAGCCCUGCCCUCUGGAGCAGGACAGGUGGGCAUGGUUGGAGACACACGCAGGUUACCUUGACGACACACUCUCUGGACAGGGUGGUGUUAAAGGCUGAGCGGAGGCGGGGACGGCGUGGACAGAUCGCUGUUGAUGAUGUCACACUGAGACAGGGGGCGUGUAGAUGACAUCACUGCAGUACGAGGACCACACUGCUGUUUUCAGUGUCUCGGCCCUUAAACUGUAAAUCCUGCGAACGUCACGUCGACUUGUCAAACUGAAGGAUGAUAAACACCAGCGGGGUUGACAGAGGGUGAAGAUCCUGUGACCUUCGACCUGGAAACUGUCAGUCAGCAGAUGAAAGUGAAGCAGCAGGUUAAAACCAAACGGUCAGAGUCAAACAUUCAUAGAAACUGAACUUUGUUCCUGUUCCAGUUUUAUUUUUUAACCUGAGUAUUUUCACCUGAACUUCAAGCAGGUGAGAUUUGACAUUGAUAUGUUCUUCAGUUGUGAUGAUGGCGGCUCUGACCCUCAUAUGAACCAUGAAGCUCAGGAUAAAUGAGCUUUUCACAGCUGUUUGUAUGUGGAGAAUUAAAGACGUUUCUCCACCAGGGGCAGAAACAUCUCAGCCGGUGCAGUUUUAUCAAGUCUAAUUAGCCAUGAGUCAUUUAUGAUUAAUAUCAAAUCAGUGACAGAGUCUUUGUGUCAGUACAUUGUUUAAAUGACAGUCUUGCACGGGGGUGUACAGGAGAGGACUAGGGCCACAUGGGAACUUUUUUUGUUCAAUCUCAGAAUUCUGAGAAAAAAGUCAAAAUUCUGAGAUUAAAUAAUAAUAAUAAUAAUAAAAAACGUUUUACAUGUGGCCUUAAUCCUCCUCUGUACACCCCCAUGCAGGACUGGGAUCCGAGCAGCUUCACAACAAUUAAAGACACGGGCCGAAGAAAUGAAACAAAAUGUUAACGAAAACACCUGAAAACAAAUAUUCAAUGUUUUUUAACCUCCGACUAAAGUUUGCUCUGGUCCAGUUUGUAAACUCGUACCUGCUCCACAAAGCUAAAGGGUCCAAGCCCCCCUUAUAUUUCAUAUACUGUCGCCCCCCAGUGGUCACGGGCGUAACUGCAUCUUGAUGACGAGCGGUAUGUUCGUCUGAACUUCUUCUUCUUUUGUCUUAGAAACGUCUGAUUUCACCAAAAUAAUGAAUCUGUGUUAAGAGAUUAACAGCUGAGAGAAAGAACAUUAAUUAACCUUCUCUGAAGUUUUUGAUUUUUUAUUUCUUGUGUGUAAAUAUCUGUUGAGAGACCAGAUGAGUGGUUUUGU
Molecule: messenger RNA, 3503 nt
Organism: Seriola dumerili (greater amberjack)
Lineage: Eukaryota; Metazoa; Chordata; Actinopteri; Carangiformes; Carangidae
Product: nephronectin-like
Exons: 14
Coding region: 479-2374 (631 amino acids)
Cellular component (GO): membrane
Molecular function (GO): calcium ion binding
Source: RefSeq, a predicted model, not a curated record